AGGCGGGUGCAGGCAGCCAGGCGCUGCCAUUCAGUCUGCUGGCCGUGCCUGUGCUGCUGAGCUGCGGUGGAAGGAGGGCGAGCGAGUAGCUGAGGGUGUGCCCGGGCACUGGGACUGUGCACUGUCUACUGGGGGAGCCUGGCUUCGGGGAGAAUGCUGCUUCCACCGACCUGGGGGGCAGCUCUCGCAAUGUGAAAGGCUUCUGCCCCUCCUUCCCCACCCCCCCAACCCCCUACUUCCCCACCCCACCCUCCCUACCCCUCCUUGCGGGACAUGAGCGAAGAUCCCUGCGCAUCUCCGGAGAACAGAGAGAGCAGCGCCAGGGAGAAGCCAGGGCGGGUCCUUAUCCCGUCAGAUCCCGCCAGGCAGGCCAAGCGGAUCCCCAUCAAGAUCCUGAAGAUGCUGAGUGCUCAUAGCGGCCACAUCCUUCACCCGGAAUACCUUCAGCCCAUGUCAUCAACUCCGCUCAGUCCCAUCGAACUGGAUGCCAAGAAGAGUCCACUGGCUCUGUUAGCGCAGACAUGUUCUCAGAUUGGCAAGCCUGACCCUCCGCCAUCGGCCAAGCUCAGCUCAGCACUCAGCUCCUCUGAGAAGGAAUGUACCAGGCCCUCGUCCUCCCUCAAACUGGGUGAGGCUGCCACAGACGACAAGUCCAGCUUCAAGCCUUAUUCCAAGCCGGGCGCUGAGCCCAGGAAGGAGUGUGGGGAGAAGACUGGGUUCCGAGUGCCAGCUGCGUCCUGCCAAAGCUUCGUGGGUCACCCAUCCUCCUCUUCACCCGCUGUCUGCUCCCCGAGCCUGGCUGACAGCAAGACUGGAGAUUUGGAGGAGAAGAAAGAGCCUGAGGUGCGGCGGGCCUGCCCAGAGCACUCGCCAGGUGUGAACCCAGGCCACGGCAGGUCGGUCAGUGCCGGUGCUGUUACUGCCAGUGAAUCGAGCCAACAUCGGGACACACCGACUGCAGCCAAGUGUGACCCUGCCAGUGCCAGCCUGGCACCAGGACAUGUGGCACCGGUUUCACCGUACAAACCAGGGCACACGGUCUACCCUGGCCUGCCCCCAACCAGCAUGGGAUACCACGGGUCGAUUGUCGGAGCCUACACCGCCGCCUACCCCUCGCAGUUUGUCAGCACCAUGGAGCCCAAGCCCGGCCUGGUUGGGAGCCCUUUGUCCGGAGCCGUGGGCUGCCCAAUGCCUGGCAAGUCUGCCAACUCCAGCCCCCUAACUGGGGCCUCGCCUCCUGCUUUCAUGCAAGGAUUGUGCCGGGACCCCUACUGCCUGACCUACCACAACACCCCUCACCUUGGGGGGAGUGCUUGUUCCUCCUGUCUCCAUGACCCCUCCUCUCUGAAGUCUGGAUAUCCUCUGGUCUACCCGUCUCACCCCCUGCACUCUUCGGUCCUGACCACUGGUGCCACGCCACCCUUGGGUGCCCACCCAUUGUAUACCUAUGGCUUCAUGCUUCACAGUGACCCGCUGCCACACAUAUGCAACUGGGUGUCUGCCGGAGGGCCCUGUGACAAACGCUUCUCCAGCUCUGAGGAACUUCUCAACCACCUCCGCAGCCAUACUGCCCUGCCAGGGAUUGACAAGCUGCUGGCUGCUUACCCACCCCCGGCCUCCUGCAACUUACACCUUCCCCAGGCUCCUCCAGGGAGCCCCAAUGGCUUGUCUCUCCGCAGCCCCCACACCCUGGCACUCAGCAGGUACCAUCCAUACAGCAAGAAUCACCUGGCAGCGCCCACCAGCUCAGCUCUCACCAUGUCUGCUGCCAGCCCGUAUUACUCUCCAUACUCCCUGUAUGGACAGCGACUGGCAUCUGCUUCAGCUUUGGGAUAUCAGUGACCCGAGACUUUGGAGUGGAAUGUCUGAAGCAGUCGGGGACAGGGAUGUAUUUAUUACCUGUAUGCAUUAACUUCAAACAGGGGACUGUAAGAUCUCACAGACUCACCUCCUACCUAAUGUAGAAUGCAGUGUAUAUACCAAACAGUUCUUCUGUUUUGCAACAAGUUUCUUCAAAUGGUCUUAUUUAAAAAUAUUUUUCUUUUUUUUGUUUGUUUCUUGAGGGGUUGGGAAAGGGGGAAGUUGAUAUGCAUGCUUUUUAGUAAUCCCUCAUUCUGCUCUGAUUUGAGAUUUUUGCUUAUUUUUAACCAAUGGAGAUGUAAUAUUUUUUGUAUUGUACUUCAAAUGGGAAACACGUGUGAUGGCAGGGCUAUCCAAGAAAUGGGAGGUCUUAUUUUGUUACUAAAUGAGAACCUAAUUAUAUUUAUAUUCCGAUGGCUGCUUCUCAUGAAUUCUUCAAACUGAGCCCCCCCCCACGCCCCCACCCGCCUCCUCCCCACACCACGCCCAGCUGACCCUUCCUUCAUGGUGCCAGUGUUGACAUAGUGGGCCACCCAUCACUUGUGUCUGAGUCCAUAGCCCCUUGAUUCUAGCCCCACUGCAGUCACUGAGCACAGAAUCCUCAAGCUGGCUCUCAUUGGUGCAGCACAGAGGAAGUGCAGCACUGUGAAUGUUACCAUGCUUCAGAUGUUUAAAAACCUUGCAAAAAUGGUAUAUGAACAACCCCGCGGCACUGUUGAAAGAAGUGCAGGAGGUGGCCUGGGCUAAAUACCUCUCCACAAACACCAGGAAAGGAGAGCAGAUGACCUGGUCAUUUUCAUGUUGCUGUUUGUUGGAACUUGCUGUGUCUAGGUUGGCUGCUGCGUUCUCAAUGUUACAGCAGUGUCUGCAAUUAAGGCAGUGCAUUGGCUAUGAACUACUUUGGUGCCUGAACUUGUACAAGGUGCAGAAGCAUCACGCUCCCAUCUCUAUCCUUCAUUGUUGCAGCCUCCAAAGUGUUUGGGAAUCCCAUGGACUUUUGUGGCCUGGUGUCUAAUGUCAUAAUUUAAUUUGAGUCCAACUGAAAAGUUGCCGCAGCUGUUCCCAUCUAAUGUGUGGCAUGGAGAAGGAGGAGGAAGCAGGGUGAGUUUGGGAAGAGGCAGCCUCUCAGUCUGCACAGUAAGUGGAAGACGGACAAUGAAGUGAAAUUUCAACACGGCUAAAUGUGAAAAGUUACAUUUUGUUCAAAAUAAACAACCAACAUAUUACUUGGAAAAACCGAUGUCAGUGAUUAUAGGGGGAGCAAAUUAACCUGGGAUGGUGAAUAUGCAAAUGGUGAAAAGUCAUGACACAGAUCUCUAAAAGCUGAGAAAAAGCAAGCCGUGCAGUUGGGUUUACUUCCACAGGAGGAAAAUGGAUAAGUAGAGAGGUUAUCCAUCCCAAAGCCAUAGCGAACCUUGGUCAAACCCAUUGGGAGGACCCCGGGCAGCUCUGAUCACAAUAUCACAAAGAUCCAGAGGAAUGGAACUUCUGCAGCGAGAGACUGACACGGUUAAUGCCAAAAAGGUGCCAGAGGUUCAGACGAAAAUGCCCAGGGUUGGGUGGUUUUCUUUUAUCUUGAUAAAAGAAAGCUGAGAGUUAACUUGACCAAACCUAGUUCAAAAGAUUAAAGAUCGGGGCAGAGAAAAUGUUUCCUCUGAUGAAGAAGGGCAGAAGCCAUAACAUCACUACUGAGACCCUGAGGGAAUUCAGGGAGAAAUGUCUCGCUAUCCAGACACUGACAAGAAGGUGGAGCUCCUAGCAAGUUGCGUGGAGGGGAGGUAAGGUGAGCACACGUGCGAGAGAGGAGACAGGCUUUGCUGAAUGGGGUGGUGAAGCUGGAAAGAGGCUUCUGUGCUAGUACGGACCUGUUGGGCUGAACAGCCUGACACAAUUCUGCGGAAUCUAUUGAGCGUAUUUAAAGGAAUGACUUGGCUGGGAGAAGGGCACCACCUGGUGGGGGGAAAGCAAAGUGACGCACUGGCCGAUUCUGUGAACUGGAUUUCACUGUCUCAAACUGGCACGGAAUAUCAUGGAAAUAAACAGAAUGGGGAAUGUGCAGAGUCUAAUCCUGAGGGUCGAUAGCCACAACCCUGGCACCAUCACUGCAGUUCCAUUCUCUGCCGAGAUGUUUAAUUUCUGAUACUUUGUUUUAAAAUGAUCAAGUGCUCUUCCUAUUCGAAGUAAAGCAUUCUGUUCUCCUCUGGAAUUUCUUGUUUAAGCAAAUCAACCAAUUAAACAAAAUGAUUACACUGUGAAGGCUGGAAGUAUGAAAAGAAAACAGAACAUUACUGGGAUUACUAGCGAAAGACCUGCAUCGAUAACUGUGUUUGCCCCAGACGUUCCCUGACCUGCUGAGUAUUUCCAGCGGUCGUGGUUUUCAUUGAAGCGAAUGAAAUCAGGCUCGUACUUUCUGGUGAGGGAUUGUUGGUGAAACGAGACAGUGUCGGUUUUUGUACAAAUGCUUUGUCACCCCUCUCCUGCCGAUGUGAUUCUAUCAACACAACGUGAUGGAAUUGGAGGGAGCUAAUCAUUUGCUGAAUUUGUCCUCUGGGAGCACCUGUUCUUCUGUACUGUGCAGCAGUUUGAAAACAGCCUCUUGCAUGGUGAAGAAUGGGCUCAUUUAUUGGACCUGAUCCCCCUACCCCUACCUCCUUUAUCCUGCUAAUUGCUAACAACAACCCACUUAACUGGGGACAAUCACUGGACAUUUGCCAGUUAUCCCCUUUAAACAAGCUCAGGUCCUUUGGCCUCGUACCCCAAAUCUGCAAUGUCUGGUUUUGAGCCUCCCACUUAUGGUAACAGUUUGAUCCCAUCGGGUGCCUUCGUAACUUGGAGCACCGCUGUUCCAUUUGGCCUGCACCUUCUCUGUUCUCAGGAGAAAGCCUCACUUUCUCCCAAUUCCUCCGGGGACUGGAGGAUUCAUAGUCUCUGAAUAUGUAAUCUAUGCAUAAUUUUUAAUGGUGUUUUCUUUUUAACCUGAGGGUAAUGAUGGGUACACAGUAAAUUAC
This is a messenger RNA of Stegostoma tigrinum, 4868 nucleotides long. Its product is annotated as zinc finger protein 703-like. Bases 274 to 1842 code for a protein of 522 amino acids. NCBI's taxonomy places the organism in Eukaryota, Metazoa, Chordata, Chondrichthyes, Orectolobiformes, Stegostomatidae. The record is from RefSeq and is a predicted model, not a curated record. The transcript has 2 exons. Gene Ontology annotation, cellular component: nucleus. Gene Ontology annotation, biological process: negative regulation of DNA-templated transcription.